Darwinula stevensoni is the source of this 3701-nucleotide messenger RNA. The record is from the annotation of a GenBank genome assembly. Lineage: Eukaryota; Metazoa; Arthropoda; Ostracoda; Podocopida; Darwinulidae.
AUGAAGGCAACAGGGGAGGAGCAUCUUUUUGUGCACGGGGUCGAAAACAUCACGGUAUCGCUUGGCGAGACGGCAGAGCUCUCUUGCACGGUUGAUGAUCUCGGGUCUCACAAGAUAAGUUGGAUCCGAAAUCGGACAGUGCUGACGGAGAACCAGGAGGUGAUGCUGAAUGAUGCCCGGGUUUCGGUUUCGACUGUGGACAAUCGCACUUGGUCUCUUCACAUCGAACGCGUAUCGUCCGACGACAUCGGCUGUUACACGUGCCAGGUGGACGAACUGGAGAGCGUCGGCUGCAUCCUCACGUCAGGUGCCCAUGCCGUCGUGGAACGAGCCGUAACUUCCGGCAGAACUGUAGAGGACGUGAAUUUCUCCCACGUAGAGUCGCCCGUCCUAAUAGACGACGAAAGUAGCGGAGACGUGACGGUGAAGGAGUGGGAAAGGACUAAACUCUCCUGUCGGGCACGAGGGCACCCUCGACCCGAGAUCAAUUGGAGACGGGAAGACGACCGAAAAAUCCUGCAGAUUGGACCCAGCCAUUCCUUGGAUGGAGAUGAAACGUCCCUCUUUUCGUUUGGUUCUCUCAACGUUUUUUACCAUGAAACGGAAUCGGUGAAAGGGGAGGUGUUGGAUCUGACGAACAUCCACAGGGGCGAGGCCGGACCGUAUUUGUGCACUGCUUCAAACGGCAUCCCGCCUGAUGUCAGCAGACGCAUUCAGCUCAACGUUCAAUAUGCACCGGUAGCAGAUGAACUUUGGACGAGACUGGAUAUUAAGACGGGGAAGGAAGCGAGACUUGAAUGCACAAUGUCUGGUUAUCCGAAGCCAAAAAUCCUUUGGUAUUUCGACGAUAAACCCAUCAAUGGUUCCGCUGUGGAGGAGGAGGAAUUGGAGGUUGGCCACGGAUGGCGACAGCACAAGAGCUGGAGGCAGACAUUGGUGAUUCCAUCAGUCGAAACCAAGCACUAUGGCGUCUACGAGUGCCGUGGAGUGAAUAGCAUGGGCGGAUCCAGUUCUCACAUACGCCUACAGAUUCCGUCCAUGCCAGUGAACCUCACAUAUGUGAAUGGAAGUGCCACAACCAUCAAGCUCAAUUGGGAUUUGCCAAACGAAUCUGCUCAAGAACCCAUCAUCAGCUAUGAAUUAUAUUGGAAUGAUACCUAUACAAAUGAAGUCCAUUCCAAGAGCAUCCCAGUCACAGGAGUGUACAACUUGACCGGCUUGUAUCCAAGCAGUCAAUACCUCAUAUGGCUCGCAGCUAAAAGCAAGAACGGAGAAGGUGCACCAACUCCUCCGAUACUUGUCUCCACACGAACAUAUGUGCUUAGCGAACCGGAUGAGGUAAAGGCUGAGCUGGUGAACUCCACAUCUGUCUAUUUAAAAUGGAAACCUCCCAAGAAGAAAGAGCAGCAUCCGUUGAUUGUGGGCUAUGGAAUCAGCAUCCAGGAGACUGAUGAUCUCAAAAAACUCAUUGGGGAGCCACUCAUCUACAAUGUUCAAAAUGGAUCUGCAAUGGCGUACCUUGCCACAGAUCUGCAACCAGAUACAAAAUAUGAGGCUCAGGUGACGGCCUUGAUGCGUCAGGGCAAUGGGGCAGGAAGUAGCCUCAUUUUUUUCAAGACUCCUGGAGGAGUCCCUUCUAAGCCGAUACUUCACGUAAGGCUGUUAGUCGUAAAGACCAAUGGAGUAGCCAUUGAAGCAACAUGGACCAAACCAUCCAGGACAAAUGGGAAAAUUCAGAGCUGGCGCCUGCGUUUUGGAAAGCGAUCCGAAAAAGGAUGUGAGUAUGAAUUCCGACUUUCUGGCUGCAACAAUGUUGGAUGUGGCCAGGAAGCAAUGGCUAUCGGGAGAACCCCCGAGGGACCUCCCACCGGCCCGCCCGAAAACAUAUCGUUCCGCUUCAUCACUUCAGAUAUCAUCGUGAUCUCUUGUGAAGAUCCAAAGCCACUUCAUUGCAAUGGACGCAUCUUAGGCUACACUCUGCAAGGGUAUGAUCUUUUGCAAAUGAAAUCUUUGUCCAAGUCAAAGGGGUGCGAUGCAUAUAUGGUCACCUUUAUUCAGCUGAAGGUGACGGGUCAGGAAGAAAACAUUCCACUUUACUUUCGGAUCCGUGCCUACACCAGCAAAGGUGCAGGUCCCUUCUCUGAGAAGAUCCACGUCUCAAACACUCCUGGGAUUGUACGUGCUCCGAUCAACGUUCAGGCCAUGGCAACUUCUAAGGAUACAUUGGAAGUGUGGUGGGAUGAAAUUCCACGAGAAAGCAUUGCAGGAUACAGGAUAUAUUACAAUAUGGAUGAAACUGAGAAUCUAGAACUGUGGAUGCAGAAAGACAUUUCGUGCACGUCCUCCGCCGAAUUGCAGAAUCUAGUGCGAUUGGGCGAGUACUCCAUACAAGUGGCUGCCCUCACCAAAGGCCGUAUGGUGUCUGCUCAGGGAGACUUGGGGAAACUGUCAGAGAUGAUACGGGUGAAAGUGAGUCCAGAAGAAGUCCCCCUGGAUUUAUGGGCUACUCGCGUGGAGCAGAAUUACAUGGUCCUUCGAUGGGAGUCACCCAAUGCUUUCGUUCCUUAUAAAUAUAAGGUUUCAUUUGACGCAGUGAAAGAGUUUACGGACGAAAACGGAGCGACACAGAUAGAUGUGAUCCCACCCCGAAUCAUAUUCCUCAAUCGCACCGAUACAUCUUACACCCUCCAUGGACUGACCCCCUUCACAACAUACAAGGUGAACGUGAGUGCAGUCCCACCCAAGAAGGACUAUCGUCCUCCGGCCAGCAUCUAUAUCACGACGAAGAUGCAGGAUCGCCCAUACAUCGCGGCAAAGUUCAUUGGUCGACAUGUCCCAUACAUCUUCAACUUGGGAGACCCUCAGACCUUCAAUGGCUAUCUCAACAAGCCCUUGUCUAAGAGGAAACGCUACAGGAUCUUCCUUCGAGCCUAUGUCGAUAGUCCCACUGAGCCAAAUCUGUUUGGUACAAGUAACAUGUCAAGCUUCCUGUCCCUGGACAUGAUCCCGGUUCCCCCAGGGGCGAUUCCAAGCAACCGCCUGCUCUCGAGUGCCACUGCUCACAUGUCAACCGAGAAGGGAAAUUCGCUUUGGGUGAUCGGUCCUGUGAUCGCGGCCUUGCUGCUCGUGUCGUGCCUCGCCCUUUUCAUCUAUUUCAGAAGGCGUAGAAUCGUGGAAAAGACCCAGGAAUCAACUACUGCGUCCAACCCAUUCAUACACUGUGAUAUACUGGCGUCGACUCCGAGCCUCGGCGAAUGACUGCUGCUGAUAACUCUGUGAAACUGAAAAUGUUCCAUGACAGAGACGGAAAUUUGCUUCCCCAGCGUCUCAGCACCUCCCCUUUGAGCAAGUCUUUUCUAGAUGGCAGUCUGCUGUCUUGACUCAAGAAGGGCCGAUCGCCCUAUGAAGGGCCAGCAUGGUCUCUGGGCUUAACCCCGGCUGACUUCUUUUCAUGGGGUUCGAUCAAUGACGUUGUGCAUGCGACGAAAUCUCGGACUCUUCCAGCACCGAAGGACACUCUCGCUGCCACAAAGCGGAGCUUGCCAGUGGAGUCAUGCCAGCGAGUUUACCUAGCACUACCAGUAAGACUGCAGUUGUGCAAAGACUUCAUCAGUGGACAAAUUCAACAGUUUUCAUGAGAAACUUUAUGGAAAAAAGUUCGUCAUACACAUUUGCUUUUGUGAGUAUCACUGCUUAGUUCC